Molecule: messenger RNA, 991 nt
Organism: Leguminivora glycinivorella
Lineage: Eukaryota; Metazoa; Arthropoda; Insecta; Lepidoptera; Tortricidae
Exons: 3
Coding region: 92-991 (299 amino acids)
Source: RefSeq, a predicted model, not a curated record
CCAUACAUUUCCGUUGUUCGUGAAAUGUGUGCCACUUCAUAACGAAAGUAAAUUGGAAUUUGUAAGGGAAAAUGCUUUCUUCGUUCGGGAAAUGACAGUGUUCAAGCUGAUGGAAGAUAUGGAAACAAACAGUCCAACACCAUGGGCUCCAAAAGCACUCUUCUGUAACGACUCCGUGAUCGUGAUGCCUGAUCUCGCCCCUGAGGGCUACAUCGUCCGAGAUCAUCUUCAGACGUUCGACUUUCCCCACAUCAUGGCCACUCUAACCUCCGUGGCACGAUUCCACGCUGGCUGCGCAAACCUUGAGACUAAAAGAGGCAUCGCGCUCCAAAGCCCCUAUUCCAUCAUGGAAGACCACGGAAAAAUCAUAGUAGAAAGCAAUUUCAAAGACACACCCUGGAUUCACGCCGCUGCUAAACUCACCGCCAACAUCAUCCGAAAAUUUACAAAAUACAACUUUGGAGAAGCGGACGUUUUGAAACAGUUUCUAGCAAGCUUUGAUGACCCGGAUAAGAGUAAUAGCUUAAAUGUAAUCAUCCAUAAGGAUAUUUGGGUGAACAACGUUAUGUUUAAAUACGAAAACGAUGUCCCAACUAAUGCGAUUUUGUUAGAUUUCCAAUGCGCGCGCUACGGCCCUCCAGCGUUCGACAUCGCCGUGCUUUUGUACACGACUACUUCUCGAAGCUUCCAAUCUCUGAAUGUCGACACGAGGAACAGACUAAACGAUUUGGGAUAUGAUUACGAAGAUUUUUUACGCUGGUUUGAAAUUAGUCGCCGGUUUGGGAUGGUGACUUCACUCAUAUUGUUGCCAUAUUUUCUGAUGGAUCCGGUGAAGGCGAAGGGGGUUUUCAACAAUCCGUUGACAUUUGAGCGGGUGGCGUUUGAGGACAGAAGCCCGGAGGUGCUGGCACAUAUGGAUCUGUGCCCGCAGUACGGGGAACGGAUGGUGGAGGUCACUGAAGAGUUUGUCGAGAGAUGUCUGCAGCACUAG